Messenger RNA from Drosophila erecta, 368 nucleotides. RefSeq names its product U6 snRNA-associated Sm-like protein LSm8. The coding region runs from base 46 to 333 and encodes 95 amino acids. The transcript has 2 exons. Gene Ontology annotation, cellular component: U6 snRNP; precatalytic spliceosome; U4/U6 x U5 tri-snRNP complex. Gene Ontology annotation, molecular function: RNA binding. The record is from RefSeq and is a predicted model, not a curated record. Lineage: Eukaryota; Metazoa; Arthropoda; Insecta; Diptera; Drosophilidae. Gene Ontology annotation, biological process: mRNA splicing, via spliceosome.
CGGAACAGCUGUUUUCCGGCGCGGUUAUCGUUAUCGACUGCUAAAAUGUCCGGUCUGGAGUCGUAUAUCAAUCACACAGUGUCCAUCAUCACGGCGGACGGACGGAACUUCAUCGGGACACUCAAGGGAUUCGACCAGACCAUCAAUAUCAUCAUAGACGAGUGCCAUGAGCGCGUCUUCUCUACCACCUCCGGCAUCGAGCAAAUCGUGCUGGGACUGCACAUCAUCCGGGGGGACAACAUCGCAGUGAUCGGACUGAUAGACGAGACCAUCGACUCCCGCCUGGAUUUGGCCAACAUCAGGGGCGAGCCGCUAGGCCCGGUGGUGCAUUAGGAUAGCGAAUAAAACCAGCGACUCUCAAUACUUAA